CUGUGGUUCUGCAGCACAGGUCUCAGGUCUGGUUCUAAUCUAAUGUACUACUAAUCAAGUACUCCUCCAUUUAAAGCUGGAACCAGUUUUACCAAGAGCACUGAAAUCUGUGUACCCUUACUUCCUCUGCAAAAUGCCCACAGUUGAAAUAUUGUUGUGUUGUUGUAUAAUUGUAACCUUCAGUUGUUGUCUCUGACUUAAAGGUGUUGUCUUUGCUCUAAGUAGGUUUUCAUGUUUGUGCUCACACUUUGUUACACAAAUACACACCCUGCACCUGGUUGACCUGCCAGCAUUUACACUCAUGCAGAUUAUCCUCCGAGGAUGGUCACGUCCCAACAUACCUGUUUGGAAAUUUAAUCAUACACUAAUGCAGUUCUCAUGGAAAAUAAGCGCCUAAGAUAAACUUGUGUUUUCCGCAAGCCAUUGUUUUUCAGUCCAACGUGUUCACUACAUUUAACACCUACAGAAAUCUUUUGUCAAACCAGUGACAGAAGUUAAUAGAUCAAUAGUAAAAGGAUACAGAUCUUAUAAAUGGUACAGGACCGCUGAGUUCCUAUAGGACAGGUAUUAUAGCACGUCAGGUCAAUAUAGUGUGUACUUGUGCUUGACUUGUUUCGUCUGUAGAGGUUUUUAUAGUUUUCUCCGGAGCACCACGCCCAUGCUAAAGCAGCAGGAGGGCCGUGCUUCUCGGAUUUCACCCCAGAGGAGUCCAGAUAGGACCUGAUGAAGGGAGCUGGCUUCACAGUUUAGCGGAACUGGCGCGUAUUGACAUCCCACCUUUGGUAUGCUGCGCGGAGCCUGUCUGAAGGAAUAACCUGGACUCACCAAACAGCCAGGCUCUACCUGUCUCAUGGCUCCUCACCUCCUCGCUUCAUCAUCAUCAUCAUCUUUGUGGCUAAUGCUGUGUUACCUGCUCAGUGUCCUCCUGCUGCUGUCCCCAGGGGUCCAUGGCCAAGGUCGUCUUAAGCUGACAGUCCUGUCUGAGGACAGACUGCAGAUGAAAUGGAAGGAGGCUGAUGGACCCAUUCAGGGCUACAAGGUCCGAGUGAGACCCAUCUCAGAGGUCCCACAGCCAGAGCUGAUGCUGACCACCACACGGGGCCGGGCUACUGUGGCAGGACUGGACUCCAGUCAGGAAUAUGCCCUCCAAGUCCUCGUGCUCAAUGGGACAACAGAGAAGCUUCUCGCAAAGAGAAGAUUCACAAUGGAGGGUCUGCGGGAGGAGGAAAUGAUCCGCAGUGGUAGCCGAGAGCAGAGGAAGAAGAUGUUGCCAGGCGGGUCAGGGUCAGGAGACCUGGACGAUGCAACAGAGGCUCUGCUGGGCCUGCCAACAAUUCUGUAUCCAGACCCCCCCACCACCACCACCACUGCUGCUACUACUACUACAGAGCCCCCAGCUACAGAAACCCCCUCUCAGCUCCCUGAUGAGGCCCCAGAGAAAACUGCUAGAGAUAAGAGGAAGAGGAAGAAAGAAAAAGAGCGGGAUCGGUCUAAGGUGGAGAACAAAGAGGAGCAGGGGACGACGCAGGGCAAACAGGCCGAGGACAAACCGAGGAAGACACCCUUCUCUACCCAGCCAGUUACAGGCACAUCUCCAAGGAAACCAUUUGAGUGCGACAGCGAUGCAGCAGCGGACAUCAUGCUGUUGGUGGAUGGCUCCUGGAGCAUUGGACGCACCAACUUCAGACGGGUCAGAGACUUCUUGGAGGGCCUGGUGACACCCUUCCACAUCGGGCCAAGCCACAUACAGAUCGGUCUGACCCAGUACAGCGGGGAUCCUCGCACAGAGUGGCACCUCAACAACUUCACUACUAAGGACCAGCUGCUGGAGGCAGUAAGGAAUUUUAGAUAUAAGGGAGGAAACACAUUUACAGGCCAGGCGCUGCUCCAUGUCAUGGAGGAGAACAUGAGGGCUGAAGCAGGGGCGAGGUCAGACACCCCAUUUUUCCUGGUCUUGUUGACUGAUGGGAAAUCUCAGGAUGACGCCAUUGCUGCAGCAAACCGGCUGAAGAGUGCCGGUGUGGAGAUCAUCGCCGUAGGUGUAAAGAACGCUGAUGAAGCCGAGUUGAGACAAGUGGCAUCAGAGCCAGUAGAUCUGAACGUCUACAAUGUCAAUGACUUCCCUCUGCUCGCCAAACUGGUGGCACGACUGGUCCACAUCCUGUGUGGGAGGAUAGAGGACCGUGGCAUUGCAAAACGAAUGGAGCCUGCGCCCACGGCAGACCCAGCCCUCUCCUACCCCAGUCCUACUGAUCUGCGCUUUUCUGAACUGGGCUCCAGAGAAGUGAAGCUCCACUGGACCAAUCCUGCUAAGUCAGUCCAACAGUACAGAGUGGUUUACCACAGCGCAGAGGGUCAGAGACCACAGGAGGUUGUAUUGGCCGGCUCAGAGUCCACUGUGCUGCUGGACGGCCUCUCCUCUCAGACACUGUACCAUGUGUCCAUCUUCCCUGUGUAUGAAGACAGUGUUGGCCUGGCGCUCAGAGGAACUGUCACUACAUUGCCUCUCGCCAUGCCUGCCAACCUGGUGGUGACUCCUUCCUCUUACAGCACGCUGAGAGUAAGGUGGGAUGCAGCGCCCGGUGCGACACAGUACAUGAUCCUGUAUUCAGCCCUCAGCCAUGGAGAGCCUGACGACGCCAAAGAGGAGAAAUUCAGUGCAGACCAGACAGUGGUGGAGCUGGCAGAGUUACUGCCAGCAACAGACUACUCUGUCACCCUCUAUGCUCUCUAUGAUGAGGAUCCCAGUGACCCUGUCACUGCUGUUGCUGCCACAUUCCCUCUCCCACCUCCUGCAAGCGUUCAUUUUCCAAUGGUCACCCACAGUACACUGAGGGUGAGCUGGGUACCCGGAGCCGCGGACGUGCCCGGCCACAGAAUCACCUACAGCACCAACCACGGCAGUGACGUCAAGCAGGUGGAAGUAACAGGGCUGAACUCAGUGCUGGUGCAGAACCUGUCCUCUCUGUCCAGAUACCUGGUGUCAGUCCAGUCUCACUACCCACAAGGCCUGUCUGCAGCAUUCACCAGCAAUGUCACCACACUGAAGGUGCCUUCUCCAUCAGACCUCAGGGUAACUAAUUUCUCAGGCAGUGAUAUCACUGUGCGCUGGGAGGCUGCAGCUAAUGAUGUGGUGUCCUACCUCAUCAAGUGGAUCUCCCUUAGUGGAGGGGACCUGAGACAGUUAAGGGUGAACGGUGAGAGUGAAGGAGUGAUCCUGGAGGGGGUGAAGGACGAUAAGGAAUACCAGAUCUCUCUGUCUGCGCUUUAUGGAGAUGGAGCUCAGAGUGAAGCUGUGGCCAUACGCUAUAGCACCUUGUCUGGUGGAGGACCAUCCAGCGUAUCGGUCUCUGAGGAGACUGCAGUCAGCUUGGUGGUCACCUGGGUGCCUCCCAACGCUCAUGUCCUCCAGUAUCGUGUGUCUUACACUGCGCUGACUGGAGCUGAAGCCCAGGACAGCACUGUGUUGGUUACAGGUGGUGAAAAGCGGGUGGUGCUAGAGUCAUUACAGCCAGAUACACGUUACAGCAUUCUCGUCACCGCCGAGUAUCGCAACAGAGAAGGAGGCAGCAGUUCAGCCCAGGGCAAAACUGCCAGUCUGCGGGUGAGCAGUGUGAGUGUGGUUAGAUCAGACCACUCCAGCAUCUGUGUGUCUUGGAGACCAGUGUCUGCUGUUGAUGGAUAUCGUAUUGUCAUCCAGUCUGUCAAAGACAAGGAAAUAAAGGAAGAAACUGUCGAUGAGUCCAGCAGCAGUCACUGUUUCACUGAUCUGGAAGCAGAGACUCUCUAUCGCAUCAGUGUGCACUCACUCCUUGGCUCAGCAGAGGGCGCCGCUGUCUCCAUUCUCCAUCCAACAGCCACAGCUCCAGCCAGAAUUCCCAUCCAUCCCCGCAUGUAUCCUAUCCACAAUGAAGUGUGCCCUGAAGUCACCAUCAGAAACAGCAUCGUUAAGGGGUUUGACAUGAUGGAAGCAUUUGGUCUGACUCAGAGAGCUCACUCGUCCGUGGAAGGUGUGGCAGCAGAGCCUUUUGUCUUCAACACCCUCCCCACCUACACCCUGUACAGAGACGUUCAACUGACGCAGAGCAUCAAGUUUAUCCACGCUGCAGGUUUCUCUCCAGAGCACACCAUCAGCAUCGCCUUCCGUAUGUUGCAGGAUACACCCAGGGAGCCCUUCGCCCUCUGGCAGCUCACUGACAUUGACUUCCAGCCCAAGAUGGGAGUGGUGCUCAACCCUACUACGAAGCAUCUGGUGUACUUCAGUCUGGACUACAGGGGAGAGGUGCAGGAACUGACCUUUGACCAGCCACAGGUCCACAAACUGUUCUAUGGCAGCUUUCAUAAGGUUCACUUGUCUGUCAGCCAGGUGAGUGUGUCCCUAUCUGUGGACUGCCAGCAUGUUGGUGAGAGACCUGCCCGACCUCUGGGCAGCCUACCGACUGAUGGUUUUGAGAUGCUGGGAAAACUGGUGAAGACCAGAGGACCCAAUAGUGGAUCUGCCCCGUUCCAGCUGCAGUCCUUUGAGAUUGUCUGUAACACCACGUGGGCUUCUGAGGACACCUGCUGUAACCUGCCUGGAGUGAGAGAUGAGGAGAGCUGUCCUGCCCCAGCGUACACCUGUUCCUGUUCGUCUGACAUCCCUGGAGCUCCUGGUUCCCCUGGGCCAAUCGGAAAACCAGGUCCUCGUGGUGAGAAAGGCGAGAAGGGAGAACAAGGCCAAAAGGGGGAGGUGGGUCCUCCAGGAAAGCCUGGAUUUGAGGGAGGCCUUGGACUCUUAGGCAGCACUGGACCCCGAGGCAUGUCUGUCCAGGGCAAAAUGGGUCCACCAGGUGCAACAGGGCAAAAGGGGGAUCCUGGACGACCGGGAGCCCAGGGAUUACCAGGACCUCCAGGUCCAAAAGGGGAAGAGGGGAUCCCAGGCCCCCAGGGCAUAAGGGGGAUCGAAGGUAGCAUUGGUGCACCUGGUAUCACUGGACCCAGGGGUUUCCAAGGAAUGCCAGGAUACCCAGGGCCCAUAGGGGACAGGGGCCCCUCAGGACCUGUGGGACCUACGGGUUUGCCAGGUAAUAAGGGGGAACGAGGAGAGAAGGGGGAGCCUCAGUCUAUGGCCAUGAUCUAUCAACUGGUCACACAGGCCUGUGAGCAGCUGGUGCACAAGGAGGUGCUGAAACUGGACAUGUUCAUUAAUGAGAUAAGUCGUAAGCCAGCUCCUAUUGCGGACCCAGUAGGACCCCCAGGGGAACCUGGUAUACCAGGGCCCAAGGGCCCACCAGGUGCCAGGGGUACCCAGGGAAAUGUCGGCCCACGGGGGAGACCUGGCAAGGCUGGAUAUCCAGGAGAACAGGGGCAGAGAGGUACACCAGGGCAGAAAGGUGAUGCAGGGACCAAUGUCCAGGGGCCCACAGGGGUCAAAGGAUUUGCAGGUCCACCAGGUGAGUCAAAGCUGGGAGUUACUGGUUCCAAAGGAGAUGAUGGUAAGCCAGGACCCCCAGGGAUCCCUGGAUCUCCUGGACAGCCAGGCGAGAUUGGUCCACCGGGUGUGUGCGACAGCAGUGGAGGCUGCCACAGAGCUCCCCAGCAAACAGAAGACCCUUAUUAUGGCUACCAGCCGUGAAUGGAUAUGAAGACGCAGGCAGGAAUGGUAAGGUGACUGAGUGACUGACAUCUGUUUGAAAUGACUAUGGCUCCUUUGGAGCUGAAUGAUGGACUGGGAAUGAAACGACAAACACCACCGAAGAGGUUGUUGAACUUACCACUGACUGAUGCAGAAGCUUCAUCAUAUGUGAGAAAGGGAAAUAAUACAGGAAGGAUCUCUCUCUCUCUCCUAUUGUUAUUACAUUCUUUGACAGAAAACAGCUGAGAAAGAAACGUAGGAAACUUUCUAAUAUAGAAUAGUGUUUUGAUGAAUAGAUAGCAUCAUAAAGGAAAAUAUUUUCCCACUGAGAUCAGUAAGGUGCUGUCUGAUACACCAUUAUUCGCACUGAAAUCUUUUGUUAUUAUGUUUAUGUAUCCAUGCACUGUAUCAAUGCCAAGUAGUUUAGUCAUCUGUGUUACAUUUCUACCUAUUCAUCUGCCAUUCUAACCUUAACUGCCUCAAGGAUAAUGAAAAUACAUAAUCCAUGGUGUAAAAGCUUCUUUUUGUUCCAUGGUAGAAAUGAUACUGUGAGAAUGUCUCUAGUUGUGUGUCUGAUAAUUUGUAUAUUGUUAAUUAUAUUUACUGUAUACAGUUAUUCAUGUAUAAUAUUUUUGUAUGUAUUCACAUUGAAAAUUAAUGUUUACAUUUUAGAAUAUUCUGGGGUUUGGGUAAUAAGCAUUACAAGUUGUGUGUGUGUGUGUGUGUGUGUGUGUGUGUGUGUGUGUGUGAGAGAGAGAGAGAGAGAUGUUUUUGAUUUUUUUUUUUUUUUUU
Lates calcarifer (barramundi perch) is the source of this 6406-nucleotide messenger RNA. RefSeq names its product collagen alpha-1(XX) chain (gene col20a1). Gene Ontology annotation, molecular function: protein binding. The transcript has 42 exons. NCBI's taxonomy places the organism in Eukaryota, Metazoa, Chordata, Actinopteri, Centropomidae. Bases 851 to 5614 code for a protein of 1587 amino acids. The record is from RefSeq and is a predicted model, not a curated record.